AUGAACGCGUUCUACUCUUCCAUGGCGCACGGGCUGGACGCGCUGCAGCGCAGCCCGCACGCGUGCCUAUCGGCGGCCUUCCUGCAGCAGGCGGCGGCGCUGCUGCGGUCGCUGCACUCGCAGCUACUCCACCUGGUGCAGCGCCUCCACCUGCCGCCGGGGGAGAGCUGGCUGGACGAGUACAUGGACGAGACCUCCCGCCUGUGGGACGCCUGCCAGCUCGCCCGCGCGGGAGCCGCGGGGCUCGACGCCUACUGCGCCGCCGCUGCACGCGUCGCCCCCGCGCUCCGCGACUGGCUCUACGGCUCCAGCGGCUCCGGCGGCUCCCACUCCCACGCCGCGGCCGUGCGCCACCUCCAGCGCGCCAUCACCGCGCCCAGGCGCCACGCCGUCGCGCUCCACCAGGAUAACCGCGCGCUCGCCGACGCCAGGCUCGACCCGGCCUCGCUCCUGCUUGACGACCGCUCCCCGCUCGAGUUCAAGCUCAACGCCUUCAACGGCUUCCGCGGCGUCCUCUACGCGCUGCGCAACGCCACCUCCUUCCUCCUCGUCCUCCUCGUCUCCGGCACCGUCACCUGCCUCCCCGACCUCACCGCCGGCUGCUCUUCCGUCACCCACCACCAGCUCCGCGCCUCGGGUGGUGGCUACGUUGCCUCCGUCGCCCGCCUGCGACAGCGCGUCGCCCAGGAGAUGGAAGGAUGCAUCAUCGGCGGCGGGAUCAUGAUGUACGAGUUCCGCCAAGCCAGGGCUGCCAUUGACGGCCUCAAGCAGGACUUCGACAGGGUCGUUGCCAUGGGCGGCUACCGCGACGACAUCAGCGACAGCCUCGGUCAGAGAGCCGAGAUCAUCAGUGGCUGGGUUGGGAUGCUGCGAUCAGGAGCCGAGGCCGUCAUCGCUGAGCUCGAUGACUUCUUCGACGAAAUCGUCGAGGGCAGGAAGAUGCUCUCCGACCUCUGCUGCCAUCGCUAG
Molecule: messenger RNA, 969 nt
Organism: Miscanthus lutarioriparius
Lineage: Eukaryota; Viridiplantae; Streptophyta; Magnoliopsida; Poales; Poaceae
Source: the annotation of a GenBank genome assembly